Molecule: messenger RNA, 3603 nt
Organism: Diaporthe amygdali
Lineage: Eukaryota; Fungi; Ascomycota; Sordariomycetes; Diaporthales; Diaporthaceae
Product: udptransferase
Exons: 1
Coding region: 1-3603 (1200 amino acids)
Biological process (GO): carbohydrate metabolic process
Molecular function (GO): hexosyltransferase activity; UDP-glycosyltransferase activity
Source: RefSeq, a predicted model, not a curated record
AUGAUGCCCAAGCUGAGCCCUCCAGCUGUGCCAGAUGAAGACAAGGCCCUGAAGCUCGAGACCACCAAUGAGUUGGCCGAACAGCCAGUGACGGUACUGCGAGAUGACCAAGGACGUGUAGCCUACCCUGGCCUCGUCCCUCAGCAGCCAGUAUCACCUACCACGCAGUUCCCUCCCACGGCCACGUCCCAACCAACACCGACAGGCGAUAUUCGAAAGACAGCUUCUGAACCAGUCGGGUCUGAAAUCAAGGAUCUACAAGAAGCGACGCGGCCGCAGGCUGGCCAGAGGUCUGCCACAGCUGCUCCCCCGAGAACAGCCCGACGAACCUCGGCGCUGCCACCCGCCAUCAAAAGGGCUGGUACCAAUGUCUCGCAACUACAGCAGGCCCUAUGGAACACCAGCUCGAACUUCCAGGAUGACUCCUCCAGCAGCGAUUCCUCCUCCGACGAGGACCUCGGUGCCGGCGUCGAACGUACCGACCAAGCAACUACAGCCGGCAAGAAGCCUCAGCCCCCUCGAACCUCAACGAGCGAUCGCUUUCGACGCUUCAAAGUCGGUAACGAAAACUAUAGAACCAAAGGAAAGGUCUCGAAGCGCGAUGGGCGGUUAGCCAUCUCGAUCAAGGAUACAAGUGACAAGGGCUACCUCGCCAAGGCCCUCGGUGCCACCGUCGGGAAGGUGGUUCCAAUGAAGGAGACUGAUGAAAACGAACAAAGCGAUGAACGACCUACUGCCGCAAGAAGGUCCUCCGAGACGAUUGUCACACCGGAGACUAUCCGAUGUCCCAAGCUCAAUAUUGUUAUUAUGGUGAUUGGGAGCCGUGGCGACGCUCAGCCGUUUUUGAAAAUUGGCAAGGUUUUGAAGGAACAGUACGGCCACAGGGUCAGGAUCGCCACACACCCAGCAUUUCGCGACUUCGUUGAAAAGGACACAGGGCUGGAGUUCUUCUCGGUGGGAGGGGACCCGGCAGAGCUGAUGGCUUUCAUGGUCAAGAACCCGGGAAUGAUACCGACUUUGGAGACCGUAAGAGCAGGCGAUAUUGGGCGGAGGCGGACAGCCAUGGCCGAAAUGUUUGAGGGUUUCUGGAGGGCUUGCAUCAACGCCACGGAUGACGAGAAGGACAUAAAAAAUGCGCGCAUGAUGGGAGAGAAGCCACCAUUUAUUGCCGAUCUGAUCAUCGCCAACCCUCCGAGCUUCGCACACGUGCAUUGUGCAGAAGCACUCGGCAUACCGUUACUCCUGGCGUUCACGUUCCCGUACACUCCGACGAAGUCAUUUCCACACCCGCUAGCAACCAUCAAAAAGAGCAACGUUGACCCUGGCUACUCUAAUUUCAUGUCCUACCCUCUUGUGGAGAUGAUGGUGUGGCAGGGACUUGGCGAUCUCGUCAACGAUUUCCGUGUCAAGACACUUUGCUUGGACCCUGUUUCGACACUCUGGGCCCCAGGCGCUCUGUACCGGAUGAACGUGCCAAUUUCUUAUCUGUGGAGUCCUUCUCUUGUCCCAAAGCCCGCGGAUUGGGCACCCGAGAUCGAUAUUUCAGGCUUUGUUUUCCUAGAUUUGGCUUCUUCAUUCACCCCUCCGGACCCUCUUGAGAAAUUCCUCAACUCUGGUGAUCAGCCUGUCUAUAUAGGCUUCGGGUCGAUUGUGGUCGAUGACGCCGACAAGUUCACAGAGAUGGUAUUCGAAGCGGUGAGGCUCGCGGGUGUAAGAGCGCUCGUCUCUAAAGGGUGGGGCGGCUUGGGUGGCGAGAACGUACCGGAAAACAUCUUCAUGCUCGAGAACACGCCUCAUGACUGGCUAUUCCCCAAGGUCAAGGCCUGCGUAAUCCACGGCGGUGCAGGCACUACUGCGAUGGCCUUGAAAUGCGGCAGGCCGACCAUGGUCGUACCAUUCUUUGGAGACCAACACUUUUGGGGACCCAUGAUCGGCAGGGCCAAGGCAGGGCCUGAGCCAGUGCCGUACAAGCAUCUGUCUGCUGAGAAGCUGGCGGAGGGGAUCAAAUACUGUCUCACCGAGGAGGCGCAAGAAAAGGCCCAGGAGAUGGCUCGUGACAUUGCGCGAGAGGGCGAUGGCGCAGAGAACGCGUGUUCCUUUUUUCACAGGCACUUGACGCUCUCUGGGAAACACAGUAUGAGGUGCUCGAUCUUGGAGGAUAAGGUUGCCGUGUGGUGGAUGAGGAACACUAGCCUCAGGUUGAGUGCGUUGGCAGCCGACAUCCUCGUGGAGAAGGGAUACAUCACCUGGCGCAAGUUGCGACUACUUCGGCAUUGUGAAUACAAUGAUUUUGAAGGGCCUGGUGAGCCAGUCACCGGUGUGAUCGGCUCUAUUGCUGGUACAUUCGGAGAAGCGCUUGGUGGUGUGGCAGGCGUGCCAGGUCGACUUGCAAAGACAUCAAAUAAGAGGCGAGAACGAAAAGAGAGACGCAGAAGGAAGGCCAAGCAAGUAGAAGAAAAGGCGAAUAGUAAAGAGGAGGGGACUGAUACGAAGACUAGAGGAAGAGGCGCAACAGAUGGCUUGGGCAAGUCCAAACUCCAAAACAAGAACGAUGUUAACAAGGAAAAGCCGGCCGAAACAGGGGGCAAUCAAGAGGAGGAUCCUGGUGAUGACCGUGACAGAGAGUCCAUCCAUACAGUCACGACUGAAGGAACAGCAGAAGAAGGAUAUGUGGAUCAGGUCGCCGAAGGCGUCGGCAAGUCCGCUCAAGCGAUAGCGACAGCGCCCAUAGACCUCUCGAUAGCCCUCGCGCAGGGGUUCCACAACGCACCCAGGCUCUACGGCGACGACACCGUGCGCCGGCCCACCCGAGUCACAGGCAUCAGGUCCGGGCUGCGGGCUGCGCGGUCAGAAUUCCUGUUCGGCGUGUACGACGCAUGGACAGGUGUGGUGCGGCUGCCAUACCGAGGUGCGCGGCACGGCGGCGGCGUGGAGGGCUUCGCCAAGGGCGUGGGAAUGGGCCUGACGGGUUUCGGGCUGAAGAACAUCGCGGCGGCGGUGGGCCCUGUCGGCUACACGCUCAAGGGCAUCAAGAAACAGGUCGAGCGUCGGCGGCAGCCUACCAAGCACAUCCGGCGCGCGCGCAUCCUGCAGGGCCAGGAGGAGGCGCAUCAGCUGGAUGACGAGGAGCGCAGUGCCCUAGAGAAGGAGGUCAUCCGCGGCUGGGAGGUGUUCCGGGAGCUUUGGAGCACUGUCGAAGGCAAGGAGAAAGCCAAGGGCGGGCUCAAGGCGCAGUUCAGCGCAACGCGCACGCGCGGCCAGGGUGUCCCUGAGGCACUUGAGAGUGUUGCUAUGGCAGAGAGGACGCUCGAGGAGGUCAAGAGGGGCGGCAAGGUGCAGACUGGCAUGAAGGAGUUCCGCAAGUCCGAGGACCUCGCGAGGAAGUCUGGGGACGUCUCUGCAAGGCAGUCGAUUGAUAGGCGGGGGUCUCCCCGUGGUGGUGGGAGAAAGUCGGCGGAUCAGCGGCGGUCACUGGACGCUGCUGCUGGUGGGAGGAAGUCUAUGGAUACGGGCGCGGACAAGCAGAAGAAGGCGGGUGCUUCUGAGCGCAUUGAGGAGGGCGAUGAGGGCCUUCUGAAGCCGGUCGAGCACGCUAAGGCGUGA